This is a messenger RNA of Serpula lacrymans var. lacrymans S7.9, 1733 nucleotides long. RefSeq lists its product as uncharacterized. Gene Ontology annotation, molecular function: monooxygenase activity; heme binding; iron ion binding. Gene Ontology annotation, biological process: ergosterol biosynthetic process. The record is from RefSeq and is a predicted model, not a curated record. Lineage: Eukaryota; Fungi; Basidiomycota; Agaricomycetes; Boletales; Serpulaceae. The coding region runs from base 1 to 1626 and encodes 541 amino acids. The transcript is spliced from 8 exons.
AUGUCUGCAUUUCUAGACUAUGUUCUGAACUAUGUGGUUACAUCGCCUGGUCGAGCUAUCUUGCUAGCCUUGUUGUAUACCCCAAUUGCUGCCAUCGUGUUGAACGUCUUAAGGCAGCUUGUUGUUCCUCGUGACCCUUCACUACCUCCAGAUGUGUUCCACUGGAUUCCCAUAGUUGGUUCCGCCAUAGAAUACGGUAACGAUCCUCUGAAAUUUUUCUUCAAAUGCAGAGAUAAGUAUGGCGACGUCUUCACAUUUGUGUUGCUCGGACGAAAGGUCACAGUUGCCCUGGGAGCCAAGGGUAACAACUUUAUCUUGGGUGGAAAAUCCACAGCAUUCUCUGCGGAAGAUGCUUACACGCAUCUUACAACCCCGGUUUUUGGAAAAGACGUCGUGUAUGACGUUCCCAAUGAAGUGUUCAUGGAGCAAAAGAAGUUCGUUAAAGUUGGUCUUUCGACAGAAAAUUUCCGGAGUUACGUUGGCAUGAUAGAGGAUGAAGUCGAUGAGUUUAUGCGCAAUGACCCUUCUUUCCUCAUCUACCAAAUGAACGACAUCAACGAGUGGGGACGGUUUGACGCGGCGACUGCUAUGUCUGAGAUUACCAUUCUGACUGCUUCGCGGACUCUGCAAGGGAAGGAGGUUCGUAGUAACUUGGACAAAUCUUUCUCGGAAUUGUACAACGCUCUCGACGGUGGAUUUACGCCCCUCAACUUCAUGUUCCCAAACCUCCCGCUCGACAGCUACCGGCGCCGGGAUGAGGCUCACAAGAAAAUGAGUGAAUUCUAUGUCAACAUUAUUCGCAAGCGCAAGGAAGGUAACAAUGAUCACGAGCAUGACAUGAUUGCUGCCUUGAGGGACCAGACGUAUCGCAAUGGCAGACCCCUGCCCGAUCACGAAAUAGCUCACAUUAUGAUCGCCCUUCUCAUGGCUGGUCAACACACUAGUUCCGCUUCCGGCUCCUGGACGCUUCUGCAUCUCGCCGCAGACCCUGCAGUGCAGGAGGCACUUUACCAAGAACAAGUCAAAAAUUUUAGGACCCCCGAUGGAAAGCUCAGAUCUAUGACUUACGAAGAUAUUCGUGAUUUACCCGUUCUCGACUCUGUUAUUCGCGAGACUUUACGCAUUCACCCUCCCAUCCAUAGUAUCAUGCGCAAAGUUCGCUCGGAUGUGCCUGUGCCUACUACACUCUCUGCUCCUUCGAAAGAUAGCACUUACGUCGUCCCCAAAGGCUACUUCGUACUUGCUUCACCCGCUGUCAGUCAAAUGGAUCCACGUGUAUGGCUUAACCCUGGCAAGUGGGAUCCUAGCAGGUGGAGUGACCCCGAAGGCGAGGCUGCUCGGGCAUACGACACGUACCAAGAUGAAAAUGGGGAGAAGAUUGAUUAUGGCUUUGGUGCUGUGAGCAAAGGAACCGAGAGUCCCUAUCAACCAUUUGGCGCAGGCAGACAUAGGUGUAUCGGUGAACAGUUUGCUUACCUUCAACUGGGUGCCGUCAUUACGACUAUCAUUCGUCGUGUUGAGUUACGGUUGGAGGCUGACACAUUCCCUGCUAACAAUUACCAUACUAUGAUCACCAUGCCGAAGAAGCCUCGCAAUAUCUGCUAUAGACGUAGAGCAUUCGACUAGGAGAACAUUUUGUUCAAUUAUACCACAUAAAUCCGAUAUAAUAAUGCUACCUUGCUUUAUCAAUAUUAUCGGAAUUCAUAGAAAUAGAAUAUUUCCGGUUUUCUGAU